This is a messenger RNA of Sitophilus oryzae (rice weevil), 2392 nucleotides long. Its product is annotated as transmembrane protein 209. The record is from RefSeq and is a predicted model, not a curated record. NCBI's taxonomy places the organism in Eukaryota, Metazoa, Arthropoda, Insecta, Coleoptera, Curculionidae. The transcript has 11 exons. Gene Ontology annotation, cellular component: membrane. The coding region runs from base 436 to 2064 and encodes 542 amino acids.
UAUCGAAUUAGUCGUAUUAUUUAAUUCGAAUUUUCCCAACACUACAUAUGUUACAUAAACUACACCCUCUACAUAAACUACAUUAACUACAUGUAAUGUAGUUUAUGUAGUUUUUAAAAGUAACAUGUAGUUUUCCGAACCCUGGUGUGGAUGCACCCUAAGUUCUCUGGUAUAAACUUGAUAUGAACUUGAUUUAAACCAUUUAAACCUGAUAUAAACGGAUAUAAACCAUAAACCACAAUCACAAAAUAAUAAGUGUAAAGUGUCAAAAUUUAAACUGUUAAAAAAUUAACUAUUAAAAAAUAUACUACUAUUAAAAAAUAUAAAUAAUACAGUACUUUAAACUAUUUUUAACCUUGCGCUUUACUCAUAAGCUAUUAUCACGGCAUUAUUAUUUUCUUGCUGGGAACUAAUAAAUAAGAUACACAAUCUACCAUGAGUCCACCAAAUACUAGCUUUACAGAAGGAAAUACAUCAGGAAUAUUAGAGAGGAGCUUAAUUUUAAACAGAAAAAGACAUAAAAUCAAAGACAGUUUGUUUUGGUUCAUUGUAAAUACUGUAGUCCUUUCUCUUUUGGUAUAUGAUUUAUCCCAAACUUGUCCUAUGUAUUUGAAUUAUUAUCAUUAUAUAGAAUACAGCCUAGUUAUAAUUUUUACUUUAAAUGUGCUUUUUUACUUGGGGAAAAUUACUAAACUUUAUUUUACAUCUACUGAUCAAAUACAUAUAAAUUUGGAACAAAAGAAAUUAUUAGGAGUGAAAGAUUCAGAUCCUAACUACAAAAUCAUAACUCCUUUGAAGACAAAUUCCAAUUUACCAAGUCCUGUGCCAUCACCUGCUCUACAUUCAACAGUAAAUGCUUCUCAAUUAAGCUGGAGAUCGAAUGUUUCACACAAUGACAGUAUGAGUGUAAACUAUUCUAUGCAAUCCCCAUCAUGGGUUUAUCAUAAGGGAACACCAGAUCUGAACCAAUCUCAAUAUUCCAAUGUGUCGAACAGAAAAUCUUCAAAUUUUUUUAGUAAAUCUCCUCAAUCCCCAAUAUCAACUUAUCAUAAUAUAUCUACAGUGGAAAACAUUGAGGAUGAAGAUAGUCUAAAUCAAUUUUUAAAAGACUACGAAGAAGUAGAAAAUGCUAAUAAGUUGGCAAACAAAUCUCAGCAUCCUACCAAUCUACUGAGCUUAUUUUGGAGCCAUCCUAUCACUAAAACUGCUAAAGACAUGACUUCAUUCUUGAAGAAGAGUCAAUACCAGCUUUCUACACAAUCACCAACUAGUAGUCCUUCAUCAAAAUCUGAGGAUAAAGCAGCUGGCAAUGUGCCAGCACUUGAAGUUUGGACUCGAAUCAAUGUAGAUACUGUAGCUUUAACACAAUGGAAUGAGAACUUAAGAAUUUGGAUAUCUCAAACUAUUUUAGAGCGCUUGGUUAAGGAGUUCGAUGUUAUAAAUGAGUUUCUAGAAAAACAUGGCAUGAUAGACAUCAGAAUUGGUGCAGUAGGUCUGGAUAGACUCAGAAAAACUGCUCAAAUGAGUCAGAUUACUCAUUUUAUACCUUCUCUAUCCACAAUAAUUCCUUUCUUGGAACUACAUCCCAAUCAAGAUUACUUGUUGAAAAGAAUUAGAGAACUGUCAAGAGGUGGUUGUAUGAGUGAAUUUAGGUGGACUGGUGGAGGAAACUACAAUGGAAAGAAUUGGGAUGAUUCGCUACCCACAGACUGUUCAAUUGUUAUGCAUCUUUUAGCUUCCUACCUUGACACUCAACUGAUGCCAUCACCUAACAUGCCCGAUACAAAAUCUUUUAGUGGCCAUUACUAUAUUAAGUCCAUUGAUAAAGUCCCAACAUUGACGCCCAAUAGUCUUUUUAUACAAGAAGUGACUGAAAAACCGCCCCACUACAGAGUAGUAGUUGGGGAAAAAAUGUUUGAAAUGGUUAAGGGUUAUAAUAACCUGUUCCACAGUAUUUUAUUUUUUAUUUACCAUGUGAAUAAAUUAGAACAAGGAAUGUUAGGAAGAAUUAACCUGGGAAGAGCCGGAGUGAAUAUGUUGUGGAUUAUAGGACUGAAUGAAUAAAAUCUAUUCAUUGUAUGGAAUUAUGGUGGGUUCAUGCUUCCGAUCUUAACCCUAACACCUAACAUUAGUCCUAAUCCCAAAAAUAUGAAUUACUGUUACCAAACUCUAGCGGUCAUGGUUCCAAAGCGCAUCAAUAUUAAAUCAAUCAAAAUCAAAAAUCAGUAUAGUAAUAUAGUAAUAUUAACAUUAGUCUUAGUCCUAAUGGGUCCUAAGAAACAUGGGGUGGGUUAUUUUAUACUCUUAGAUAGACAAAACAUGUCAAAAAAAUCAAAGAUAAUUAAACAUAAAUACAUAUGUAGAACAAACAAAAUAAAAAUAGUACAAAUAA